AUGACUCCUCCGGUUUCCUCGUUCUCCCCUUUUCUGGUUUUUCUCGUGGUUGUGCAUAUUAGUCCAGUGGCCGCGGUAGAAGCACAUCUCCAGAUCCCAAGAAGUGCGGAAGCCCGUCCUGCUCUCGAUAAACCUCUACUAGCCAUUCAGAUUGGGAGCAUCGUUGCAUCCUACGUGGUAUUUGUUGCUUUUCUUCUAGCCUUGGUCUUGUUCGUUGGGCGGCGACUGCGUCGGACCGUUCAGUCAUCCCAGUAUUCGUUGCAGAUGGAGAUGCUGAAGCCAGUGAGGCCUCCAGUCAGCAUCGAUCCAAGUCCUAUUACUCCAGUCACACAGAACCUUCCUAGUCCGACCAGGUCAAGUGCCUUUACUUCUUGGGGCAGCAUUCCUAGAGCAGGCCGACCUUCACAACCGUCAAUCAACGGCAGUAUGGUCACUGUGGAUGAGUCUGUUGUUGCGUCCGAUCGGCAGAGGGCCGAGGAUGAGAUGGAAAGAUUAUACGCAGCGGUCAUGGAACACGAUGCGCAGAAGGCAGCUGGCAUCAAUGUGGCUUCUUUGAGGGAUUCGGAUUCGCUGGCUCCAUCUCCAGACAGCCAGUACAGCAAUCCCUUUACCGAUCGUGCAGCUUCACAAGUUUCUGUUUCAGCACCACCGGUACCACCAAAAUCCCCCAAAUAUUCCAAUCGACUGUCCAAGUUAUUCAGCUCGAAAUCAGCCACCUCUUCCGAUCUCGAUGCGGGAAAGCUGAAGUCUCCAAAGUUUCCCAUCCGAAAGUUGGGGAUUUCAUCUCCUUUGCCCUCGCCAAAUGCCCAAGCGAGUCAGUCCUAUGGCCAAGAACAUCCCCCGAUGUCUCCACGAUUCUAUACCCCAGGACCCCCUCCAAUUGCCCCCCGGGCAGCACCAGCAAUCGGACCGGUCAUGGCCCCUCCGACCACCCGUGCGCGUGCUCCUGCUCCACUGAGUCUGGCUACUUCUGCACAUUCUCCGUCGUCAUCAUCGUCGUUGCCAUUCCGCCAGGCCUAUCCCCAACAGAGUGCGCCAGCAACGAAGACGACCUUCUUAGAACGGCCCGCCAAAAAGAACGGGCCCAUCACUGGCAUGCCCACCCCUUACAGCCCUUACAUGCCUUUUACUCCCGUAACCCCGUUCACGCCAGGAAGAACCGUGACUAGACGUCAACGGAAGCGCGAAGAGCGAGGAACCAACCUUCAAGCCUUGAAUGAGGAUGAUUUGGUCAAGGAUGACGGUGACAUAUGGGGAUAG
Penicillium longicatenatum is the source of this 1260-nucleotide messenger RNA. RefSeq lists its product as uncharacterized. Lineage: Eukaryota; Fungi; Ascomycota; Eurotiomycetes; Eurotiales; Aspergillaceae. The transcript has a single exon. The record is from RefSeq and is a predicted model, not a curated record. The coding region runs from base 1 to 1260 and encodes 419 amino acids.